GAAGACGAGUGUCAAGUGAACCUGAAACUUGCGGUGUCACUGGCUGGUAGCCUGAGUGUGAGUGAGUGAUCGAGCUAGCUGAGCUCCGAUCCUCGCUAGCUAGGAUACCGCCAUACCACAAGUCUUCUUCACAAGUUUAGGAGUGACAGCAACAAGAGAUCGAUGGCCUCUGCCACCGUGCUCAAGUCCUCCUUCCUUCCCAAGAAGUCCGAAUGGGGCGCCACCAGGCAGGCCGCCGCGCCCAGGCCGCCCACCGUCUCCAUGGUCGUCCGCGCCUCCGCCUACGCCGAUGAGCUCGUGAAGACCGCGAAAACGAUCGCGUCGCCGGGGCGGGGCAUCCUGGCGAUGGACGAGUCGAACGCGACGUGCGGGAAGCGGCUGGCGUCCAUCGGGCUGGAGAACACGGAGGCCAACCGGCAGGCGUACCGCACGCUGCUGGUCACGGCGCCGGGCCUGGGCCAGUACAUCUCCGGCGCCAUCCUCUUCGAGGAGACGCUGUACCAGUCCGCCGUCGACGGCCGCAAGAUCGUGGACAUCCUGGCGGAGCAGGGCAUCGUGCCGGGGAUCAAGGUGGACAAGGGCCUUGUCCCGCUCGCCGGCUCCAACAACGAGUCGUGGUGCCAGGGCCUGGACGGCCUGGCGUCCCGCGAGGCCGCCUACUACCAGCAGGGCGCGCGGUUCGCCAAGUGGCGCACCGUCGUCAGCAUCCCUAACGGCCCCUCCGAGCUCGCCGUCAAGGAGGCCGCGUGGGGGCUCGCACGCUACGCCGCCAUCUCACAGGACAACGGGCUUGUGCCGAUCGUGGAGCCGGAGAUCCUGCUGGACGGCGAGCACGGCAUCGAGCGCACGUUCGAGGUGGCGCAGAAGGUGUGGGCCGAAACCUUCUACGCCAUGGCGGAGAACAACGUCAUGUUCGAGGGCAUCCUGCUGAAGCCGUCCAUGGUGACGCCCGGCGCGGAGGCCAAGGACAGGGCCACCCCGGAGCAGGUGGCCGCGUACACCCUCAAGCUCCUCCACCGCCGGAUCCCCCCCUCCGUGCCCGGGAUCAUGUUCCUCUCCGGCGGGCAGUCGGAGGUGGAGGCGACGCAGAACCUCAACGCCAUGAACCAGGGGCCCAACCCGUGGCACGUGUCCUUCUCCUACGCGCGGGCGCUGCAGAACACCUGCCUCAAGACCUGGGGCGGCCAGCCGGACAAGGUCAAGGCGGCGCAGGACGCGCUGCUGCUGCGCGCCAAGGCCAACUCCCUGGCGCAGCUCGGCAAGUACACCUCCGACGGCGAGGCCGCCGAGGCCAAGGAGGGAAUGUUCGUCAAGAACUACAGCUACUAAUUAAUCGCCCGGCCAUCACCCGGGAUACCGCCGCCCCUCCGAGAGAUACGUGUGUACUGAUCAUGGUUAAGCACGUACUCCGAUCCAUUCCCAUCCCAUGAAGCCAUGAUAAUGAUGAUAUGAUCCAUGGACCAUGCAUGGUGCUCUGGUCGAUGCCGUACGUGUGUCCCUGAUACAAUACUAUUUUAGUACUGAUGCUAGUCAUCAUAUAUAUCGAUCGAGCUCGCCACUGCGAAGUCUGAGAUAAUGCAUGUAUGCUUGACGGCGAGAUCUGAGGAAAAAUAAUUUCUAUAUAUGCAUGUUUCGAGAUGGCUCUCCCUUAAUUAAUUAUUACAUACCGUGUGUUACUAGCUU
Messenger RNA from Zea mays, 1683 nucleotides. RefSeq lists its product as uncharacterized. Gene Ontology annotation, biological process: glycolytic process. NCBI's taxonomy places the organism in Eukaryota, Viridiplantae, Streptophyta, Magnoliopsida, Poales, Poaceae. The coding region runs from base 163 to 1329 and encodes 388 amino acids. Gene Ontology annotation, molecular function: fructose-bisphosphate aldolase activity. The record is from RefSeq and is marked provisional. The transcript is spliced from 3 exons.